Molecule: messenger RNA, 3896 nt
Organism: Pimephales promelas (fathead minnow)
Lineage: Eukaryota; Metazoa; Chordata; Actinopteri; Cypriniformes; Leuciscidae
Gene: tshr
Product: thyroid stimulating hormone receptor
Biological process (GO): adenylate cyclase-activating G protein-coupled receptor signaling pathway; activation of adenylate cyclase activity; hormone-mediated signaling pathway
Cellular component (GO): plasma membrane
Molecular function (GO): protein binding; thyroid-stimulating hormone receptor activity; G protein-coupled peptide receptor activity
Source: RefSeq, a predicted model, not a curated record
GCUCGUCGGUGUUUGUUGUGUGACUACUUAAUGGUCCAAACCGAGUGGAGAGGCUGCAUUUUUCCAGUGGAAGAAAAUAAAUCUAUCAUUUUUUCUACCAUGGCAACACGUGUGCUGGUAAUGUUGAUGCUGUCACCUGUGUGUGUGAUCGGACAUACGAAUGCGUGUCCUCAUGGCUGUGAGUGUUCCCAGUGGAAAGCCUUCGCUGUCUCAUGCAUGGCCAUAGAUGUUAUUCCAACGCUUCCCUCAAUGACAGAAAUAUUAAGUCUCUACGAGACAAGCCUGGCGUCAGUUCCCCAAGAUGCUUUUGCAAAUAUGGUCAAUAUCUCAAGAAUCUAUCUGUCUGUGGAUGUCUCCUUGAGCAGAUUAGAAAGGCAUUCCUUCUACAACCUGAGAAAGCUUACUCAUAUAGAAAUAAGGAACACAAGGAAUCUGACAUUCAUCCAUCCAGAGGCUUUAAAGAAUCUCCCUAAUUUGCAGUAUUUAGGCUUAUUCAACACAGGCCUCACCAUCUUCCCUGCCCUGACCAAUAUCCAGGCUGAUGACUCAUACUUCCUACUAGAAAUCAGUGAUAAUCCCUAUAUUGCUGAAAUUCCAACUAAUGCUUUUCUUGGCAUUACCAAUGAUCUGCUGUCAGUGAGGCUCUACAGCAAUGGCAUUACAAAGGUCAAACAUCAUGCUUUCAAUGGCACAAAGCUGGACUCAGUGUACCUGCAUAGAAAUAAGCAGCUGACAAGGCUAGAUGAGAGAAUGUUUGCUGGGACUAGCAGUGGGCCAAUGCUCCUUGAUGUUUCAGAAUCGGCUGUCACUUCCCUCCCAACCAGAGGCUUGGAGUCACUUCGGGAACUCUGUGCUCGGAAUGCCUGGGCCCUCAAAAAACUACCACCGAUCAAAACCUUCAGACACCUAAUUACUGCAGACCUGACCUACCCCAGCCACUGCUGUGCAUUCAAGAACUUGAAGAAAAAAAGGGGGUACUUAGAGGACAUCAUUUGUAACCUGACUGCCAGGUAUAAUCAACAUCAAAAGAGAUCUGUUGGAACUUUUACAUUUCCUGGCCUGCACAGCAGCAUGGAACCUGGCAUUGACUCGGGAGAUAACCUCUUCAGAGACACAUACGACCACCAGGACUUUUACAGCAGCCUGCAUUACCACACCUACUUUGGCGGACACCCAGAUGAUGAUGUGGGCUUUGGUGAAACACUGAAGAACCCCCAGGAAGACACCAGCCAUGAGUUUGACAGUCGCUAUGACUACAUUGUGUGUGAGGAGGGAGAGGAGGUUGCUUGUUUCCCUGCUUCUGAUGAGUUCAACCCUUGUGAGGACAUAAUGGGUUUCAGCUUUCUAAGAGUGUCUGUGUGGUUUGUCAGUUUGCUUGCUGUGUUGGGCAACCUGUUUGUACUGUUGGUGCUGCUCACUAGCCACUACAAACUGUCUGUCUCAAGGUUUUUAAUGUGCCACCUGGCCUUUGCUGACCUUUGCAUGGGCAUUUAUCUGCUGCUCAUUGCUUCCGUGGACCUCCACACACGAUCUGAAUACUAUAAUCAUGCUAUUGAUUGGCAGACAGGUCCGGGAUGCAACCUAGCUGGGUUCUUCUCCGUCUUUGCCAGUGAACUAUCGGUCUACACACUGACCACUAUUACCCUGGAACGCUGGUAUGCCAUCACCUACGCCAUGCGGCUGGACCGUAAGUUGCGUCUGUCCCAUGCCUCAGUUAUCAUGCUGGUUGGCUGGAUCUUUUGCCUCCUAUUGGCUCUUAUGCCUCUCAUUGGGGUCAGCAGCUACCAGAAGGUCAGCAUUUGUCUGCCCAUGGACACCCAGACACUUGUGGACCAGAUCUACAUCCUAUGUGUACUUGUUCUUAACAUCCUGGCUUUUGUAGUAAUUUGUGGGUGUUACAUCAAGAUCUAUUGUGCUGUUCACAACCCCAGUCAUCAGUCUGCCAACAAAGACACCAACAUUGCCAAGCGUAUGGCUGUACUCAUCUUUACCGACUUCCUCUGCAUGGCACCCAUUUCGUUGUAUGCCAUGACAGCUGCGUUGGACCACCCACUCAUCACUGUCUCAAACUCCAAGAUCCUCUUGGUGCUCUUUUACCCUCUGAAUUCCUGUGCUAACCCAUUCCUCUAUGCCAUCUUCACCAAGGCCUUCCAGGGAGAUGUCUUUAUACUGCUCAGUAAAGUGGGUCUCUGUCAGCGUCGGGCUCAGUUGUUCCGAGGUCAGACAGUGUCUUCGAAGGCAAGCAGCAGAGGGAUCACAAGACGUGAGAGGGAGCAAACUGGAGCAAAGGAGACCCCUAUUUCCCUUCUAGAAAAUCCAGGCAACCUGCCAGCCACCCAACUGCAGGAGGUCAGUGACAGGAAGGACACUUGAAGCCUAUAUGUGAGUCCAGGGAACAACAACUGGAAUGUAGGUGUCCGACAGAUUAACUAAAAUGCAGCACAGAAAAGACUGAAAAUUUAUGAAUUACUUGAAAGGUCUGCAUUGUAAGAAAUGAAUGAAUUUUAGGCUGUGUAUUUAAUAUAGUAUAUUGAAGUGGUGAAAGUCAGUUCAAUAAUAAAACGCUGUGUAAAUUGUCCUUAAAUUUAUUUUCUAAAUAGUUGCAUUUAAUGCAAUACACUCAUUUAAACUUAUUUAAGAAUAGUUUUAGAAAUGAUUUAGACAGACAUUUGCUCUGUCUGUUUUUUUAAGGCCCAUUGUGUAUGGCAGUGCUUCCUGCCACCCCCACCCCCAAAAACACUGCACAUUUUGUAUGUCUCAUUGGGGGUGCAGGACCAGGGUUAAGAACCAUUGGUUUGUGGAAUCUAGAGCCUGUUUAACACCACACACAAAAGCAAUGCAUAGUUAUUCCAGUACCCAUAUUAAAGGGUGUGAGCUAACCCAAAAAUUACAAUUAUUUAAUUAAUCACUCACCAUCAUGUCGUUCCAAACCUGUAAGACUUUCGUUCAUCUUCAGAACUUAAUCUUUUUGAUUAAAUCUGAGAGCUUUCUGUCCCUCCAUAGACAGCUAUGCAACUUUCUUCAAGUUCAUAAAGAGAUCAUAAAACUAAUCCAUAUGAAUUGAACAAAAGUCUUACGAAAAGGGUUUGGAACAACAUGAGGGUGAGCAUUUAAUGACAGAUUUUUCAUUUUUGGGUGAACUACCCGUUUAACAGCUAGUACAUCAUUUACACUGUGUGUAUAAGCAGCACAGUCAUAUAAGCAUAGAUGAAAGUACAGUUUUGUCAUUGAGCCUAUUUUUGCCACACAAUUGUUUGUAACAUGGAGCAAAUUACUUGUGCAUGCAAUGUUUGGGGGAAAAAGUUUUCUUUCUGCUUUGGCGCAAGUUCCACAUACAGUGAAAGACGCACACAAAAAAAUCGCAAUUGGCCGUUUUCACAGACAAGGCUCAAGCCUAGUCUCAGACUAAAAUGCAUGUUUGAGCUGUCUUAACUUAAAGCAACUUGUACUGACAUAUCUUAAAAGUAAUAUGCACACCAGUAAUGUACAUACCUGUAAUGUUUUUGUUUUUUUUCUUAGGCACAUUUAUAAUUGUCCUAAUUUAACUAUGGCCUGACUUAAUCUAAAACCUGUCAAACCAGGCCUAUUUUUUUCUUUUUACUCUAAAUCUGAAAUCUUGACUGAAUAUUUGUUGUUCCAUUCUGAGUAGAUAAAUUGUCAUUUGAAUCUAUUGCUAUACCCCACCCCCCAUCAUGGAAAUUUGAUUUCACAAUCAAGUUUUUAACAAUUUAAAAUGACCCAACAACAGCAAUAGCCAUUUUAUAAUAGCUAAAACAAAGAAACUACUGUAUUUUCUGUAUAGCACCUUCUACUGCUGUUACACUGCUGCUUAUGCACAGUGUGUGUGUGUGUGUGUGUGUGUGUGUGUGUGUGUGUGUGUGUGUGUGUGUGUGUGU